GUCUUGUGGACACCGUUACAAAAACGCAAACCUUCCCGAGGAUAGCAGUACACGGCACUCGCUGUUAGGUCGGCUGGUGGGUGCACUCUUGCUAUUACUACUCAACACACGUCCACAUAUUAGGAGAUGCUGAGUGGGAAGGUCGCCUUGGUUACAGGUGGAGGAAAUGGCAUUGGGAGGGCCGUGUGUCGCCUGCUUGCAAGGGAUGGCGCCCGAGUCGUUGCCACAGACAUGGACGGCAGUGCAGCACAGGGGACCAUCAACAUGUUGAAGGGCCCUGAUGACCACCUUGCUCUCAAGAUGGAUGUUACUGACAAGGCCUCAGUGGAGUCAGCCAUCAGUUCAGCCAUUGACAAGUACAAAGCUCCUCCCUGUCUUAUUACCAAUGCAGCAGGUAUUAUCAGGGACAGCUUUAUGCUGCAAAUGGAUGAAAAAGCAUUCAUGGAGGUUUUAGAUGUAAACCUUAAGGGAACCUAUCUGGUCACACAAGCUGCAACAAUGGCAUUAGCAGAGCAUGACGUAUCUUCAGGAGCCAUAGUCAACAUCUCAAGUAUAUCGGGAAAGUUGGGUACCAUGGGUCAGAGCAAUUACUCAGCAAGCAAGGCAGGUGUGAUCGCCUUCACUAAGUCAGCAGCAAUGGAGUUAGCAAGUAUGGGAGUGCGGGUCAACUGCGUGCUUCCUGGCUUCACCCAGACUUCAAUGGUGGCUGAUGUACCUGAUAAAGUAGUGAAGCUCAUACUUAAAAUGACUCCUCUCAGGAGAAUGGCAGAACCUGAAGAAAUUGCAGAGGUAGUGGCCUUCCUUCUGUCUGACAAGAGCAGCUUCAUGACUGGUGCCAGUGUGGAAGUGACAGGCGGUCUAGGGAUGUGAGGAUCAGAAAGACUGAACCUGCAACCUUGUGGAAGCCGUGGUGUAAAUACAAGUGCUGUUGAAAAGAUUUUCAUAUACUGUAUAUAGUUGAUGCUCCCUUCCAUGGGGCUUGUUGUAUUGUAAAGGUGCAGCGAUUGGGAGCAAAACCUCAGGAGUAUCAGAGAUGUGUCGCCAAUGCUUCACAUAUAAGGCCAUGUCCACACUGAGAGUGAGAAAACAAGAGCAAGAAAAGUCGGGUGAAUUCCUUCCAUGGGGCUUGUUGUAUUGUAAAGGUGCUAUGAUUGGGAGCAAAACCUCAGGAGUAUCAGGGAUGUGUCAGCAAUGCUUUACAUGUAAGGCUGUGUCCACAUUGAGAGUGAGAAAGUGGGCGAGAGCAAGAGCAAGAAAAGUCAGGUGAAUUUGAGUGGCCAUUUUGGAAGUGAUUUCAGGUGGGAGUUGCCAUGGCAGUGGGCUUCCACCUGCCAUUCCACCACUUUCCUAGUCACCCUCCACCCACAUCAGCUGAUUUACUGGACAUUGAGUUCGAGGUCAUGAUUGACAAGUUCAUCACCGUAUACAUGCUACCCAUGAAACUAGAAGAUGAGAGUUUAAAGUUAGUAUGUGCUGAGAAAGGAAACUCUGGUAUCAUAUGACAAAACAUAAUGAUGCAUUGUAAAGUGAUUAUGUGAGAGGUACAAUAGAGGGAUUUUUUAUUAAUUUAUUUUUUUUUUCAUAAAAGAGAAAAGAGCAAGUAGUCUGGUAACACAUCAUCCCCCACCCCAACUCCUGGUGAAGGAGAGCCACUGUUGGCAUGCACAAGAAGUGAGGUGAAAAUGUUGUUACAAAGAGUUUCAUGGUUUGUUUAUGUAGCAGGAUUUGAAAAAUCUGCUUAUACCUUUGUGUUUAGGAGACUUAUUUACAAGAUGAAAGAGUCUAUUUUAGCAUUCAUACCAUAGCCACUGAAUAUGGCCACCAUAAGUAAAAUAUAGUAACAUUUUGGAGCUGUGUUUUGACUUCAUCUUGUCAUAAUUUCUUUAUUUUUGUUUUUGCCAAAUUUUUACAAGUAUAUCCGAGUUCUGCAAAUACUGUCAAGUAUAAGGGCAUCAACCAAAAAGCCCUGCCUAGUUUCUGAGCUGAGAUACAGCAUGUAAUAUAGAAACAUCUCUGUGAUGUCACUCAUUUCAACUCUACAAACUUGCAUGAGAAAAGUAAAUAGUUGACUCUUCUUGCCUUUUGACCUGUGAGGAUGCCAUCCUCUGGCUGCUGCCAGUGUGGCCUCCUGAACUGGCUGUAAUGUAUCAAGUUUUUUGCUCGCUUUCUUGCUCUCAGUAUGGGUGUGGCCUAAGGAAAGAUUAAGUCAUUCCCUUAUCAAUAAGUGAAAAUCAACAGCUUAAUCAUAAGGUCUAUAUGAUCAAAUAUAUAUAUAUAUAUAUAUAUAUAUAUAUAUAUAUAUAUAUAUAUAUAUAUAUAUAUAUAUAUAUAUAUAUAUAUAUAUAUAUAUAUAUAUAUAUAUAUAUAUAUAUAUAUAUAUAUAUAUAUAUAUAUUUAAAGGGAUUUAAAGGGAUGUUGCACAAUUUAACAUUGUAUUAUUUGUAAAUUUUUAUGUCAGUUAUGCCAAUGAUAUGUGAUAUGGUGGCCAUUCAGCAACAUUAACAUAGGGAUUCAAGAUGGGAAGGAAUGUGCUUCUGUAUAGGAAUUUGAGAACAUGAGUGACCAGAGACUGUAUAUUCUACUUGAUUCAAAAACUCAUGGUUCAGAAAUAUUUUUAUAUUGCUUGCUAGCAAUUACAUUGAAUCUUAAAUUCUGCCACCAUAUUAGCAUAAAAGUAGGGUAUUCUGUUUUAUUAUCCUUUAUAAAGUAAUAAUGCAUUAUAUUUUUC
Messenger RNA from Scylla paramamosain (green mud crab), 2728 nucleotides. Its product is annotated as estradiol 17-beta-dehydrogenase 8-like. Gene Ontology annotation, molecular function: oxidoreductase activity. The record is from RefSeq and is a predicted model, not a curated record. The transcript is spliced from 7 exons. Bases 127 to 870 code for a protein of 247 amino acids. NCBI's taxonomy places the organism in Eukaryota, Metazoa, Arthropoda, Malacostraca, Decapoda, Portunidae.